UAUGUCUAUGACGUGAUGGUACACUGUUGGUCCCUGAAGUUCACGGCUUCCCUGAUUGUCACAGUGAAGAAACGAAUGCAAAUCUCGAGUUUCAGUCAUGGACCAUACACCCUCUUCUCAGCUCUCAUAAUUUCAACUUCGUUUUUUUAAAAAGGUUUCACUUCAGAAAUGUAGAAAGUCCAAGGGUAACAUGAACUCAAAAGCAUCAUCAUUUCACCACACAAGUUUUGGAGCUACUCUUCAAAGGGAAAAAAAAAACUAACGUCUAAUGGAAGAAUCAGGAUCUCCAUCUCUUCAUUCUGGUCUUCCUGGAUUUGCCAUUUCUCAGAACUCUACAAGGGGGAAUUUAGAUGGAUACGAAACUAAUCACAUUCAAGGAUUUGGAUUCCCUGGCUUGAAAAAGAGAGGUCACACACAUGGAAGUCGUUCCUGGAUAAAGAUUGAUCAGAGCGGGAAUUCAAAGAUGUUGGAGCUUGACAAGGCGGCUGUAAUGAGGCAUUGUUCUUUACCUGCCAGAGAUCUCCGCCUCUUGGAUCCAUUGUUCAUUUAUCCUUCCACAAUAUUAGGUCGAGAGAAUGCUAUUGUGGUUAGUCUGGAGCAGAUUAGAUGUAUAAUCACAGCUGAUGAGGUAUUAUUGAUGAGUUCUUUGGAUGCAAGUGUUGUUCAGUACAAGUCGGAGUUGUGCAAACGCCUGCACACAAAUAAAGAUCAAUCUGAUGAUCUGCCUUUCGAAUUCAGGGCACUGGAGCUUGUUUUGGAACUAACAUGCAUGUCUCUUGAUGCUCAGGUAAAAGAAUUGGAAGUGGAGAUAUAUCCAGUGCUUGAUGAACUAGCAUCAUCUAUCAGCACUCUUAAUUUGGAACGUGUCCGUAGAUUCAAAGGCCACCUUCUUGCCUUGACUCAGCGAGUUCAGAAGGUCUGUGAUGAAAUUGAACAUCUUAUGGACGAUGAUGGUGACAUGGCUGAGAUGUAUCUAACAGAGAAGAAACAGAGAAGAGAGGCUUACUCCGUCAGUGAUUUGAAUUUUCAAACUAAUGUGUUUAGUGGGGUCAGAGUGGUGUCGAAAUCUGCACCUGUUUCACCAGUGGGGUCUAAUAUUGGAGCCCAGAAGUUGCAAAGGGCUUUCAGCAGCAUGAGUUCGAGCAAACAUGGAAGCUUAUCUGUUUCAUCUAACGGUGGGGAAAACAUUGAUCAACUUGAAAUGUUGCUUGAAGCUUAUUUUGUUUUCAUCGACAACACUCUCCACAAGUUGUUAUCGCUUAAAGAAUACAUUGAUGAUACGGAGGAUUUGAUCAAUAUCAAACUGGGCAAUGUUCAGAACCAGCUGAUACAAUUCGAGUUGCUUUUGACAGCAGCAACCUUUGUGGCAACGAUAUUCGCUGUUGUGACCGGGAUCUUUGGGAUGAACUUUGCGGCCACAAUAUUCGAUUACCCAAAUGCAUUCAACUGGGUUCUAGUUAUAUCUGGAGGAUUUUGUGGCAUGUUAUAUGUUUGUUUCAUAAUUUAUUUUAGGCACAAGAAAGUUUUUCCUUUGUAAAUUGUAUAGAUGUUCUGUAAUUUUUUCCCAGCAUUCUGGGAUGAAAUACAAGGCUCCUUCAACAUUGACAUUUUUGCUUUUUAUUGCC
This is a messenger RNA of Camellia sinensis, 1625 nucleotides long. RefSeq names its product magnesium transporter 3 (gene MGT3). Gene Ontology annotation, biological process: magnesium ion transport; transmembrane transport. Gene Ontology annotation, cellular component: membrane. Gene Ontology annotation, molecular function: magnesium ion transmembrane transporter activity. NCBI's taxonomy places the organism in Eukaryota, Viridiplantae, Streptophyta, Magnoliopsida, Ericales, Theaceae. The record is from RefSeq and is a predicted model, not a curated record.